Erinaceus europaeus (western European hedgehog) is the source of this 1828-nucleotide messenger RNA. RefSeq names its product muscle RAS oncogene homolog (gene MRAS). Gene Ontology annotation, cellular component: plasma membrane. The record is from RefSeq and is a predicted model, not a curated record. Lineage: Eukaryota; Metazoa; Chordata; Mammalia; Eulipotyphla; Erinaceidae. Gene Ontology annotation, molecular function: GDP binding; GTP binding; GTPase activity. Gene Ontology annotation, biological process: signal transduction. The coding region runs from base 200 to 826 and encodes 208 amino acids. The transcript has 7 exons.
UCAGCGGCGCGCGGGGCGCGGGCCUGGGGCUGGGGGCGGCCUGGGGGCCCAGCCGGCUGCGAGCGGGGGAGGCUGAGCAGUGACACACCCAGCCGAGGACCCUUAUUACCAUGUACAAGGACCUGGGUUCAAGCCCCCAGUCUCCACCUGCAGGGAGGAAGCUUCACAAGUGGUAAAGCAGGUCUGACUCACCAGAAGCAUGGCAACCAGCGCUGUCCCCAGUGACAACCUCCCCACAUAUAAGCUGGUGGUGGUGGGGGACGGGGGCGUGGGCAAGAGUGCCCUCACCAUCCAGUUCUUCCAGAAGAUCUUCGUGCCUGACUACGACCCCACCAUUGAAGACUCCUACCUGAAGCACACAGAGAUCGAUAAUCAGUGGGCCAUCCUGGACGUGCUGGACACCGCCGGGCAGGAGGAGUUCAGCGCCAUGCGGGAGCAGUACAUGCGCACGGGGGACGGCUUCCUCAUCGUCUUCUCAGUCACAGACAAGGCCAGCUUCGAGCAUGUGGACCGCUUCCACCAGCUCAUCCUGCGCGUCAAGGACAGGGAGUCGUUCCCCAUGAUCCUCGUGGCCAACAAGGUGGACCUGAUGCACUUGAGGAAGAUCACUCGGGAGCAAGGAAAAGACAUGGCGACCAAGCACAGUAUUCCAUACAUUGAGACCAGCGCCAAGGACCCACCUCUUAAUGUGGACAAGGCCUUCCAUGAUCUGGUUCGGGUGAUCAGGCAACAGAUUCCGGAAAAGAGCCAGAAGAAGAAGAAGAAAGCCAAGUGGCGCGGAGACCGGGCCACCAGCACCCACAAACUGCAGUGUGUGAUCUUGUGACAGAGCUGAGGCUCCGGGCACAACAACUGUGAAUGGGCCAGGCUCUGGGACCCUCCUAACCUAACCACACCGAAAACCAUUUCUAACUGGGACCCUGGCCUGAGGACUUGGCACAGGAAGGGAGGGGAGGAAGAGGUAGGCAGGAGGAGAGGGGUGCUGGCUUAGCUCACAGAGCAUGGGCUUCCCCACCUCUCACAGAGACGAGGGACCACUGGGUAAACUGAGGCAGCCUCCAAACCCCUCGUGCAUUAGUUGUACCCGGUUCCUCCCCCUCUCCUGGUGACUGUGCCAUUGCUUUGAGCUGCCCAGUGUGGGUGCACUGUGGAAGAGUUUCUCCGUGCGCAGCGUGCAAAACAAGCCAUCAACAUGUCCUCCCCUUUGGCCCUUGGCCUACCUGUGUCUUAGCAUGGUAGAUCUUUAAAUUAUUUCCAGUUAUUAUUUUAUUCAAGGGGUCACGGCCCCCUGCCAGGUGAAGCUUCAAGUCGUCAGCACACACACACAGAUGUAGGGUCUGGAAUACGGCUGCUUUCCACUGGAUUUUUCCAGCAGUGCCAGAACAGUGCGGUAGGAAAGUGAGGUGACUGAGAGGCAAGAAGGUCACAGGGCUGGAGCCAGAGGCCCGAGGAAGCAACGUCCCCGCUCAGGGCCUGGAAACUGGAGAGAAGAAGUAUGUCUAUGCAGAGGGUUCAUUUUCAGGUGGGAGGCGAUGGUGUGGGAAUGUGAGUCCUGAGGGGUGUUUGUUGUCCUGGAAAUGUGUCACUAAACUAAGCUGACUGACCUUGGGAGAGUGGGGACUUGUUUUUUCUGUUGCUGGGUGGUGUCAGAAGGGGCUGUGUGUUCAGAAACUGCAGGAGUGUUGUCAUUGUCAGAUGGGUCUGUCCCCUCCACCUUGGCCAUGCUCCCUCACUGCCUGGUGCAGAUACUCUGUCUCCGUGUCAAGGAGAUGUAUGUGAACUCCACUCAGAAAGCUCUAGAAUGUGCUGAAAUAGAAUCUGAAGCCAU